AUGGCGACCCCACGAGAACUCAUGGCACUCUUCCAUAUCCGAAGGUCCAUCAAGGACUUUGAAGACCACUCCUCUCCCUUCUACUCCACCUGUGUGAAGGACGACGACAUGUAUGAGUGGACGGCCACAAUCACUGGUACGAAGAAUACACCCUAUGAAGGGGGUGUCUUCUCUCUCGGCAUCCACUUCGAUCCAGGAUUUCUGCUUAAGGCACCGCGGAUGCACUUCAACACACCAAUAUUCCACCCAAACGUCAGUCCUGAGGGCAAAAUCUUCCACCCAAUGCUGGAGAAGGACAUGGUGAGGGAGGAUGCCGCAGAUAUGUUUCACUGUGAAAGGGUCUGCUUCGAUGAACACGCUCGGAGGUGGAUCCAAUUGCACGCCAUGGCGUAA
Eutrema salsugineum is the source of this 393-nucleotide messenger RNA. RefSeq names its product ubiquitin-conjugating enzyme E2 28. The transcript has 2 exons. The record is from RefSeq and is a predicted model, not a curated record. Lineage: Eukaryota; Viridiplantae; Streptophyta; Magnoliopsida; Brassicales; Brassicaceae. Bases 1 to 393 code for a protein of 130 amino acids.